UCUUUGGUACUACAUGUACUAUACGCAGAGUUAUCAUGUGCAUGCUCCCCAGUUUUCACUUUGUGGCAUUAGGAAAAAAAAUCUAAUUUUUUUUUACGGCACCUUUGCGAGUAUUCCAAGGACAACAAAUUAAGAGAUCGAUUUAAAUUUCAAUUCUGCCCAGCCCAUUUUAUUUAUCGAUACAUUAUUUGUUGAUUACAAAAAUAGUCUGGUGCUCGAGGUUGGCCCGGUGGCCGUUCGGAAACCACCUAUGAAACAGGGUAUAAGCCACUGCUGUUGCUGAGUUUGACCAAAUGGAGCUGAAUCCCAUCCUAGGCCCAGGGGACUGCCCCCAGCCAGGCAUGUGGUAUGUCAUCUCAUCCAUGGGGCAGCACCCCUCAGUCAGGGUGGGUCACACAUGCAGCUACGUGCCUGGCAAGACGCCAGACGACAAAGGCAGACUGGUGGUGAUCGGGGGCGCAGACCCAAGUGGGGCAUAUGCAGAGACGUAUCAGCUGGAUCUGGACACCUACCAGUGGACAACACCAGACUACAGUGGCCUGAGACCUCGUUACGAACACGCCAUGUUUCAGCCAGUGAGUCAACCCAACAAGAUAUUCGUAUUCGGUGGUGCCGACCAAGGAAGAAAUAUGAAUGACCUUCAGGUACUAGACCUGGAUUCUGGAAAGUGGAGCACUGUGUCUGUCACCGGUACCCCGCCUUCGCCUCGGACAUGUCGAAACUGUGCUUCCCUGGGUGACAAACUGUACGUUUUUGGUGGUGGGCACCAGGGGGCGGAGCCUGUGAGCGACAGGCAGCUGUAUGCAUUUGAUGCAGCAAGUCUUGCUUGGACGUGUCUAGAGGUCAAAGGUAAAAAACCAUCAAGUCGGCAUGGUCAUGUGAUGGUUGCCGUGGGAACCAAGAUAUACUUGCAUGGUGGAAUGUCUCGAGAGAUCUUCUUCAACGACAUGCAUGAGUUUGACACCAGCACCUUGACCUGGAAACAAGUCCGCUGCAAAGGGGAUAUACCGCUGGGCUGCACCGCCCAUGGAGCUGUUGCAGUUGGCGACAAGAUUGUCAUUUUUGGCGGUAUGACACCGAACGGAGCAUUGGAUGCUACCUACGUCUUCAAUACAUCAAAUUCAAGAUGGCAACGAGUAAAGACAGACGGCGCGCCUCCCGCCUGUCGGCUGGAUUUUGCAAUCUGCACAGCCAAAGUUUUUUACGAUUGUCCUGACGAAGAAGAUCAGGUCCCUGCCAUGUCAGAAGCUGUUCAAAAGCUUGACGCCGUUCUGACGAGCAGAACGGAGAGCAGCGACGGAUCGAGCGACAAGAUUGCCGACCGUGAGGCCUCCGAUUCCAGCAGGACUCUUGAGGGCGCUGGGACGCAAGCCCAGAUUGCCUCAGGAGACGCCAAACACCUCGAAGGCGAGGAUGCGCCAGACAGGGCCUCACCAACAGAGGGCGCUUGUGGCGCAGCCGCAGGUGCUGAAAUUGGUGCUGCUUUGCCGGCUGAGGGCGCUGUUGCUGUUGCCGGACCAGCCGGAGUUAGCCAAGGUAACUGUGUCGUCUGUGUUGUCCAUGGCGGUAUGGAUACGGAGGGGCUGGUGUUCGAUGAUUGUUUGGUGCUUAGAUUGGACAACUUGUCAUGAUGAGCUACUGAAGGAGAAAGUGAAAUUGUAAGUCCUCAAUGGAAUACCAUUAACCACUUGCUGUCGGGAUUAUUUUUGGCCAAAAUUGUGUUUUCUUCGAAAAAAGCAAGACAUAUCGGCCAAAUUAUAAAUGAAGUCUAACACCAUAAAGACUGAGUCUUGAGAGUCAUUUGUACAAUGUUUGUACGGUACUUCUCACCGUGACUUCAUAUUUUGCAACACUCUGAAACCCUGUCGCGGAGUGAUAUUUGCUACGACAACAGUACAGGCCAUGUACAGCGGCCAAGUUCAAGUUCAAAACACGGUGUGUACAAACACUACGGUGUGUACAAACACUACGGUGAACAACUGACGUGUAUACACGUCCACUGCCGGAGACUCAGGGAAAGCUUGACGAUUUUACCCAUCACCCGCCCCUGUGAAUAUACAUUGCCAGAACAUGUUCACUGUACAGGUCCUCCUACGUUAACUGAUUAAACUAGACCCAAGACCAGGUCACAUUGGAAUGUGGACAGGAACUUCUGUCCUUCCUGCUUCUUUUUGUUCAAUAUGCUUAAAAGUAAGCACGCAGGGUCUUCCAGUGGAUGCUUACUUGUAACCUUUGAAUAACUGUGGUCGAUGUUUAAUGCGCUAAAUUCAAAGGAUUGCCGUUAAACUAGACUGUAGACCUAUGCUCGUCGGAGUGAGGAUAGGCAUUUGGACCAAAGCCGUUGAGAUUUCAUCGUUUGCUACUUAAGACCAACCUUCAAAGUAAACGGGGAUGCAUCGUGCAGGGCUUGAUCGUGAACACAUCAUGAAUUGAAUGAAUUGUUGCGAUUUCUGCACAUGCUUCUGAAGUUAAGAUCCAUUGCAGGCGAUGUUUUAAUGGCCUUUACUGCAGAAUUGCAGACCCUUCUUAAGGCCGAUUUACACAUACGCGACUUUGUUGCGCAACAAUAAUGCGCGCCUUUCAAGGUAUGCAGAAUUCAGUGUGUGUGCGUUAACAUUUACACGACUCAGUUGUGCAUCGUAUGUCUCAUUGAUUUGUGCGUAUUUAUAAAAACGCGCGACAUUGUCGCAUAACAAUAUCGUGUAUAUUGGCCUUUAGUGUGGGUAUGCUGCCAGUUUUUUGAAGAAGAAGAUUUUUUUUUUUAAAACUGCUUUCUUUGAAAGAAAUCUUCAGACAUUCUAAAGAAUUUUUAACGAAUGACUUAAAUGUAUGUAUUUUCUAUUAAUGCAGUGGUGGAAUAAAUCCUUGAAAAGUGUUUGAUUCUCAUAA
This is a messenger RNA of Patiria miniata (bat star), 2889 nucleotides long. RefSeq names its product rab9 effector protein with kelch motifs-like. Bases 294 to 1631 code for a protein of 445 amino acids. The record is from RefSeq and is a predicted model, not a curated record. The transcript is spliced from 7 exons. NCBI's taxonomy places the organism in Eukaryota, Metazoa, Echinodermata, Asteroidea, Valvatida, Asterinidae. Gene Ontology annotation, molecular function: protein binding.